CCACGCCCAUUAGGUUUGAGGGUUACACCCUCUAUCGGCCCGCCCUCUCCAUUAACCCCGCCCUGGGUUGCUAAGGAGAUGAGAGACGCAGAAUCUUGGUUAGUGUUGGCAGCUGGAGCAGCACAAGUGCAGAGGGAAAUCCUCUGAGGUCUUUACCUGGAAAACCGCCAUGGAGAAUUAUGACAGCUGCCAAGAAUGGUGCAGCAGUAAUCAAUACUGGCUUGAGCUUGGACCUACCGACUUACUGGAGCGUAAGGGCUCCCUGACCCUUCGUUCCCAUCACAAGAAAUACUCGAAGCCUGUGUUGGUGUCUUCCUGGCAUCAUGACAGAGAAGCUUAUCCCAAAGAUUAUGACAUAGAAGGUCCUGAGAAGGUAAAAAAUCUGUGCAGUUCAACAUAUUGUAGACUUGGAACUGAGGAACCCCCAAUUUGGAUAUCAGAGACACAUGAACAGAUGUCACAAGUUUAUUUAAACAAAGAAUUGGCUGAAAUAAAGAGUAAGGCUUUACUGAAUGAGGAAACAAUGAGCUCUGGGAUUAUUGAAAGGGACACCGGAUUGCCUGCAACAGGCUUUGGAGCAAUCUUUGCUAGACACCCACCAGAUCAUGACAAAAUGUGUACGUUGACAACAUAUGCUGAAGAAUAUGCUCCACCAUAUGAUUAUCAACCACUUGAUUAUCCUUGUCAAGAUGAUUAUUCAAUAGUCCACAGAAAAUGCCGUUCUCAGUUCACAGAUCUAAAUGGUUCCAAAAGAUUUGGUAUCAACACUUGGCAUGAUGAGAGUGGGAUUUAUGCUAACUCACAUGAAAAACAAAAACUCUACCCAUUAACGGGUAGUCCUAUUGUCCCCUUUUUAAAAUAAUUAAAGGAGUCAGAUUCUCUAUUGAAGAAAUAAUGGAUGUAACAAUUGAUGAUGUGUGUCUUAAUAACUGCGGUAUUGAAACGGUACUUUGAAAUGGAAAUAUUAUAAAAACAAAAUCUUACAUUCUAUAUUAAUGUGUGUA
This is a messenger RNA of Talpa occidentalis (Iberian mole), 1004 nucleotides long. It is a transcript of the gene CFAP95, whose product is annotated as cilia and flagella associated protein 95. The coding region runs from base 170 to 862 and encodes 230 amino acids. Gene Ontology annotation, cellular component: plasma membrane. The record is from RefSeq and is a predicted model, not a curated record. NCBI's taxonomy places the organism in Eukaryota, Metazoa, Chordata, Mammalia, Eulipotyphla, Talpidae. The transcript has 6 exons.